AUGCGAUUAGAUGGCGGAAAGGCAACGAAGAAAUUUGUGGCAAGCUGUAGCGACGAUAGGACUAUCCGCAUUUGGGAUAUAUCCUCCUGUGGCUCAGCACUUGCCAACAGCAACAACCCACCAACGAUUGAAGGAUAUACAACAGGCCGUGGGACCGGGUUCCACAUAAACACAGCCGACGAUGAAGCUAUGGGACAAGAAUCCUGCAUUGCGAAAGAAUGGGGCCAUGAAGCACGCAUAUGGGGGCUGCGAUUCCUCGACUUUGAAAUAUAUGACGAAUUUAUCACCUUCAAUCUUAUUUCCAGAUCCGAGGACUGCACCUGUCAGGUUUGGAAUUUUAAAACGAGGUAUGAACUGAUAGAGGGAGAAUACAUUUUACAGAAAAAUCAAACCACCUUGAAGAGCAUAUCUUCCUAUGCUUACCACGUGGGCAAAAGCAUAUGGUCUAUGGAGGUGGUUAAUGGGAAGGACUCCUUUGGUGUCUACACAGGGGGUGCCGACAGCAAUAUAGUAUCCUUUACUAUCCCACGAAUGACCGGAGAAUAUAAUUCUGGAAGAAGGACAGAGGUUUAUACCCCCGAUGAGAUUUGUGAACAGUCAACCCUCCUAAACCUGGACCAAAGCCUGGAUUCAGCGAACACGAAUAAGAAGCCCAAAAACGACGGCAAAAUAAAUCAGUUUGGCUUCGUUUCGGACGACUGUUUUAUUGCAUCUUUUACCUCAGGGAGCGUCCUUCUCGGCCAUAUUCCUACCGGUACACUCGGCAAGGGGCUAUCAGGAGAUGAGCCACUGUUACAAUGGAGUACAAUUUCCAUGGUCGAAGGAAUUGGCUCGUACGGGGCGAUAUCUGGCAUACCAGACCGAGGUAUUGGACUGAUUGGCACAGGCACAGGUCGAAUCUUGUGGUACAACAACGAAACGAGAAGCAUUACAAACUUGGCGGAUAUAGGCCGAAGCGUAUCCGAUAUUUUCGUCGUCCACUCACCCAAAUACUAUAGCGAUCUUACCACAGAGCCCAUAACAUUCAUCACCAGCUCUAGAGCGCUUUCGUAUGCGAACCUCUUUAUUGUCGAACCUAAACCGUCUCCUAGGGUCAUUGCCAAACAACAGCUUGCCUUACCAGCAGAAUUUGUGGUCUCUAGCGCUCUUUUCAUCCCAUCUGCCUCACUACUGGUUCUUGGUGCAAGAUGGGGGCGAAUAGCAGUCUUUAAUUUUACUUCUGAAAUCCAGGAAACGACAGCUGAAUCUCCUUUAUGCGUGUUUACCGCCCACAAGAAAGACACAGUUACUUCUAUUUCAUACUUGGGAGCGGCGGCCGAUGCCGCUACUCGGUCUGUGGAUAUUAUUACAACUGGGAGAGACGGGGCUUACUGUAUCCAUCGCAUUCAGGAGAAUAAUUCUCAGUUCACAGUUAAAACACUUCACCGAUCAACUCCGCCAAUUGGACCGUAUAUCGAGGGGUCAAGGCUAGAUGCCGAAACGAAGGACCUGAUACUAUGGGGUUUUCGAAAUACAUACUUUGUGUUAUGGAAUGAGACGACUCAAACCGAGAUAUUAUCGAUUGAAUGCGGAGGAGCCCACAGAAGAUGGGUGUACCAUGGCAGCAGUAUGCACCAUGUCCUCCUAUGGAUUAAAGCGUCGACAUUCAACAUAAUGUCGGAAACCUUCCAGUGUCAUGGCCGUGUACGACAAGGUGGACAUGGAAGGGAGAUCAAAACCACGUCAAUAUCUAAAUUAGGCAUAGAUGGUGCAGAGGAAAAGCUAACUAUACUUGCAACCGGUGCCGAGGAUACAGAAAUUCGUUUCUUCGCGAUUGAUGGACAGGAAAGGGGGACGGAUAGUGGCUUCCGCUGUGUGCGAGCAAUCAAGAAACAUAGUGCAGGUCUACAGCAUCUCCAGUGGUCUACGUGCGGCAAUUUCUUAUUCAGCAGUGCCGGUAGGGAGGAGUUCUACGUAUGGAGAAUCAGAUGGAUACCUGGUUUUGGCGUCUGUGUUUUGAAUGAAGGUGAAGCUCCAACAGGGCGGGUGAAUUCUGAUCUACGAACGACCCAUUUCGACCUCGUCAGCGUCGCGACCGAUGAUACCGGCUGUGAAUCGUUCUUAAUUGCCAUGGCAUACUCUAACUCUACCACCAAGGUAUUCUACUACGUGUCGUCCCCCGAGGGUGGGGUGUUUACACUCCUUGCACAGGGAUCAUAUACAAGCAACUGCAUAACACAAAUCCGGCUGGUGAUGUCGGAUCAUGAGUUGCGGCUUGUCACAGGCUCGACGGAUGGACACAUUGCAGUUUGGGAUUUAGCAGCACCGAUCAAGCCAUAUUUCAAUUUUAGAGGUAGAUCUAUGAAGCGCAAGGAUGGCGUACCGCUACCUGCCGAGCCGUCGUCGAUCAAAUGGGAGGAUCGUAGACCCACCCACCAGAGCAGCAUUAAAGCGAUGGAGAUACUCCCAUUAUCUGACGCACAAGUCCUGCUAAUCACUGGCGGAGACGACAACUGCCUCGCUUUUUCGACGCUCAAAUUUUCGAUGUUGGAAUCUAGUGCGAGUCUUGUCGACGACUUCUCGACGACCCCCUAUCCGAAUGCACAUGCUUCGGCAAUCAACGCCAUUACCCUGGUGCGUCGUGCUGAUGGAGGUAGUGGUGGGCGUGACUCUGACAGGGUGGUGGAAUUCCUUGUCGCUUCAAGCGGGAAUGACCAAAGGAUCAAACUAUGGUCUGCAUCGGCUAGUGUAGACGGGGGCCCUCAUGUAUCUCUGCAGAGCGACAUGUACACCGCUGUGGCCGAUCUGUCCGCCAUAGAUCAAUUCGCGGUGCAAGUCAACGGGGUGACUAGGGAACACCUUGUUGUCUGUGGUGUUGGAAUGGAAAUGUGGAAAGUCAAUGAUGAUGCUAAGCAAACAUGCACGAUGGAGAAAGUUGAAGCCCGGGAGUAUCUGGAGAACUUGGUGGAUAAGGUCCUCCGUGUCCAUACCUCGGACUCGCGAGCGUUCGUAGGUUUGUUCAAAUGCACCGAUAACGUGGGUAACCCGCGCUUCCUCAGCAGCACGCAUGAGUAUCGCUGCCCAACCGAGCCAGCUAUACAGAGCGUCUCUUCAGAGGAGGCCAGUAGCCCGAAACCGGCCAGCAGCGAGCCGUUCGAUAUCACGGCGGACAUGUCAAGCAGGUUCAUCGGGCUGGUCGUCAUCCCCGGCCAGCACAUUACAAAGAUCGAGCUCGACAAAUCUACAGCAACGGCGCGAGAUGACCUCCGACAGCGGAGAGAGGGGAAAUCACACGGGUGCGUUCAGUUAAGCGAAUCGGACGGGGGUGCUGUGCGCCUUGAGGCGCUGGACGUUGUGGGAAAGGGGAAAAACAUGGGAGGACCCGAUCAGCAGGAACCACGUUCCGCACAGCUGUCGGGCUGGAUCAUAAGACGCAUCCUGUAUAGCUACUACGCACAGCCUAAGCUGCAUCUGUGUGCGUUCUGCGCCGAGCGCUCGGGAGGUGUUUUCGCUCAGGUCACACCAGCGGGCUGCCACGAUAUCGACCCGCAUCUUAGUGGCGAAUAUGUAUCUUUCGAAGUCGGUGCAUAG
Arthroderma uncinatum is the source of this 3570-nucleotide messenger RNA. RefSeq lists its product as uncharacterized. Gene Ontology annotation, molecular function: protein binding. Lineage: Eukaryota; Fungi; Ascomycota; Eurotiomycetes; Onygenales; Arthrodermataceae. Bases 1 to 3570 code for a protein of 1189 amino acids. The transcript is spliced from 5 exons. Gene Ontology annotation, cellular component: NatC complex; cytoplasm. The record is from RefSeq and is a predicted model, not a curated record. Gene Ontology annotation, biological process: tRNA methylation.